Messenger RNA from Ilex paraguariensis (yerba mate), 155 nucleotides. NCBI's taxonomy places the organism in Eukaryota, Viridiplantae, Streptophyta, Magnoliopsida, Aquifoliales, Aquifoliaceae. The record is from the annotation of a GenBank genome assembly.
AUGGAAGUGAUGAUUCUCUCUUUUGUAGGACCGACUGUUCAGUCUGUAUGGGGACUCUCUUCUAGUGAAGAGAGCAUGAUAUCAACUGUGGUCUUUGCUGGCAUGCUGAUUGGGGCAUUCUUGUGGGACUUUUUAUCAGAUACAUAUGGAAGGAA